GUGUGCUGACCACUACCAGGUCUGUCUCUGGUCUCUGCCUACGCUUUGUUUUGCAUGGACACAGCGUUCGAAUAGUCGCAGUUUCGUGAGUUCUCCGUGCACAAGUUUCUUAAUUUAUAAUAUUUGCUUCGCGGUACUGAUAUUGAAGCGCUAACCAACCGUGUGUUUCUGCUUAUUGCUGGGAUAACGCAAAUCACCUGCUUCUCGGCUUUGAAAAAGUGAAGACAAAAAGAGAACCUCUCUGGACGCAAGUCAAGUUUGUUUUGACGUUUAUUGGUUGAACUGAUAAACUGUCAACACGACGUCAGGGACGGGAUCGAAAGAAAAGAAUUGAAACGCCGUCUGCUUACAUAUUUUUGGCGUUUAAGUUCGGUGUUUGUUGGCUUUCCGCAUUCCUGCUAUCAGUCUGGAAAACAAUAAAGAUUUCGCGUGUAAUUUGAGUAGGAGCCUGCGGGUCGACGACGUGCAAUCCCCUCGCUGAUUUUUGCUGUUUUGCUCAGUGGCUUGGCGAAUGCAUGUGAGCAAGUUAGGUUCAAGGAAACAACAUUGAAGAACGCUUUCCAUAUAGAAGUAGUGCAAGUGAAAACAAAGCAAGAUGAGUCUGCUGGGGCGGGCGGAAGCCGACGAUUCAGAUAAAAUCGUUAUUAAUUUUAAUCAAAACUUCACAUCACUUGCCGUUGGAUUGACAACCGGAUAUAGUUUAUAUAGCUUAGGAAAUAUUGAUACUAGUCUCGAAAGGAUUUACACAAAUGAUGGCGAACCAAUUAAAUUGAUAGAAAGAUUAUUUGAAAGCUCAUUAGUAGCAGUUGUUACGGCGACAUCUCCGCGAAAACUGAAGGUGUGCCAUUUCAAACGACAAAGUGAGAUAUGCAAUUACUCGUACUCAAAUACAAUAUUAGCGAUCAAAUUGAAUCGUGAUCGCCUAGUAGUAUGUUUAGAAGAGAGCCUUUACAUUCAUAAUAUUCAAGAUAUGAAAGUUGUACACACAAUUCGUGAUACCCCAACAAACCCCUCUGGUCUUUGCGCUCUGUCUUCUUCAUCCGAUCAUUGUUAUUUAGCGUAUCCUGGAAGUGUGGCAUCUGGAGAAGUACAAAUUUUUGAUGCAAUCAACUUGCAAGCGAAAACGAUGAUUGAAGCACACAAUUCAUCACUAUAUGCGAUUGCAUUCAAUUCGUCUGGAACACAAAUAGCUACGGCUAGUGAGAAGGGAACAGUGAUUCGUGUAUUUUCAACGAUAGACGGAAAGAAAUUAUAUGAAUUUAGGCGAGGCAUGAAGCGUUGCGUUAAGAUCGCAUCACUGUCAUUUAGUACAUGCUCAGAUUAUUUAGUUUGCAGUUCAAAUACUGAAACGGUUCACAUAUUUAAGCUAGAUAAAGCCAGUAUGGAACCAGAGACUAGCAAAUCUCCGGACGAUUGGAGUGGGUACUUUAGUUUAAUUUCGCAAACUGCCAGAAGCUAUUUGCCAACACAAGUAACAGACGUUUUCACUCAAGGGCGUGCUUUUGCUUCGGUGGUUCUUCCCGAGGCAAAUGUUAAGCGAAUUUGUGCAAUAACAACCAUUCAAAAAUCAUUAAGACUUUUAAUUGCAUCAAUGGAUGGACACCUAUAUGUUUACUCAAUAGCACCAGUCGAAGGUGGUGAAUGCCAACUAGUAAAGAAGCAUAAUCUGCGAACUGCCGAAUCAUUACCAAUUUCAGUUCGCGAUCCACAUAGUGGUGGUCCAAAGACGCCGUCACCUCCUUCUUCUGGUCAAAAUGAUGGGCCGGUACUGAAAGGCGACGAUAGUCCAUAAUAUUCAUCAUAGAGCAACGAUAGAGUCUGUUGCAUAAUAAAUAGUGUCUACAUAUUCGUUUGUUUUCUAUUUCAAUUUCCAAAACAAUAUCAUCAGAUUUUCUAACACGCAAACAAAUUUCAUAAAAAAUAGUAAAAAAUAUUUAAUUGUUCAUUAUAAGCUAAAAGUAUCGAAAAACAAUUCAAUAAUAAAUUUACGAUAUCCAGUACAUUUCACUGAAAAGACACUCAUAGACAUCAAUCGACUUUUGGUCUAAAUUAAGAAUAUAAAAUGCAAACAUAUUCUCACCUACCUAAUCA
Molecule: messenger RNA, 2091 nt
Organism: Hermetia illucens (black soldier fly)
Lineage: Eukaryota; Metazoa; Arthropoda; Insecta; Diptera; Stratiomyidae
Gene: Atg18a
Product: WD repeat domain phosphoinositide-interacting protein 2
Exons: 6
Coding region: 596-1792 (398 amino acids)
Biological process (GO): protein localization to phagophore assembly site; protein lipidation; autophagy of mitochondrion
Cellular component (GO): cytosol; phagophore assembly site membrane; extrinsic component of membrane
Molecular function (GO): phosphatidylinositol-3-phosphate binding; protein binding; phosphatidylinositol-3,5-bisphosphate binding
Source: RefSeq, a predicted model, not a curated record